GCCACCAUGAACCCACGUCUUCAAAAGCGGAUCCGAAAGCCACAGUAAUUCACAGAUCUGAUGCAAACUUGCCUUUGUUAUUAUCUCGAAGAACUGCACCUCUGGCAGUUUCCUCAGCUUGUCACGAAACAGUACUCGAGUCCUCUUUCCGUCACAUCGCCAUGUCCCUGUCACCCGCUAUCCGGGUCGCGAGAACCGCCGCGCAGAGGUCGACCUCUCUGCUCAGCGCCAUUCAAUUCGGACACCCUCCCAAUUGUCCCUGUCAUUCCAAUCCCAACUUCCAUCAUGGCCCUUCAGUCUUUUCAGAGGCCAGACGCCGACUGGCAACCCCCAUCGACCACAGCCGAACGAAAGAGUACGCCUUUGAGAUGGCUGCCAGUUCCAUCCGGUUUGGACCUGGCUGUACCAAAGAGGUGGGCAUGGACUUCAAAAACAUGGGUGCUAAGCGGGUCAUGGUGGUGACGGACGCCAAUGUCUCCAAGCUCAACGCCAUGAAGCAGGUCGUUGAUGGUUUGACCAAAGAAGGCAUCGAGUUUACCGUCUACGACAAGUGUCGUGUCGAGCCCAAGGACAGCUCGAUCAAGGAUGCCAUUGCCUUUGCAAAGCCAUACCAACCUGAUGCGUUCCUUGCUGUAGGAGGUGGCUCCGUCAUCGACACGGCCAAACUGAUGAAUCUAUACACCGUUUUCCCGGAAGCCGACUUCCUCGACUUUGUCAAUGCUCCGCUCGGAAAAGGCCUUCCCAUCACCAAGCCCCUGAAACCCCUCGUAGCAGUUCCCACGACAGCUGGAACUGGUUCUGAGACAACCGGCACCGCCAUCUUCGAUCUGGUAGAGAAGCGUGCAAAGACCGGUAUCGCCCACCGAAACCUGAAGCCAACCUUGGGAAUAUGCGAUCCCCUCAACACUCGUACUAUGCCUUCUGCUGUCCAUGCCUCGUCCGGUCUGGAUGUGUUGUGCCAUUCCUUGGAAUCAUGGACGGCCAUCCCAUACAAUGAGAGAACGCCACGGCCUACCAAUCCCAUCAAUCGUCCUGCGUAUCAGGGUGCCAACCCCAUUUCCGACAUCUUCUCCCUUCAAGCUCUGAGACAGACGGUCAAAUAUCUUCCCCGGGCAACCAAAGACCCCGAUGAUCACGAGGCCCAGAGCGAAAUGUUACUUGCUGCCACGCUCGCUGGUGUUGGAUUUGGAAAUGCUGGCGUUCACCUCUGUCACGGUAUGAGUUAUCCCAUCAGCGGGCAGAAUCCUGGGUACAAGCAUGCGGGUUACGCGGAGAACGCUCCGAUCAUCCCUCAUGGUGUCAGUGUAGCGGUCACUUCCCCUGCAGUUUUCAGAUUUACCGCUCCUAGCAACCCAGAACGGCAUCUGGCAGCCGCCGAAGCCUUCGGCGUGGACAUCUCAAACGUCAAGAAAGAAAGUGCAGGCGAAGUGCUCGGCGAGGCGUUGGCGGAAUUUUUGAUCGGGUUAGGAGACCAACCGAGAGGUUUGAAGCCGCUAGGCUUUACCAAGGAGAGCAUCGAUGACUUGGUGGAGGGCACCUUGCCGCAAAAACGGGUACUGAUGCUGGCACCGAAUUUGAGUGAAGAAGUCGGUCAAGAGAGGGAACAACUCCGUGCUCUGUUUGAAGAGUCACUGGAAUACUAAAUGUGAUGACUGCGGAUAAUGGAACGGCGACUAUUUGGGUAUCUGGGUCACGUGAUACUUGCGUCACGUGUUUGGACAUUAUUUGCACGUGCUCCCCAGCUUCUCCAGAUUCGCCAAACGCCAAACGCCAAUUCGCGGGGCUCCUGCAUGUUUUGAUGUCAUCCAGGUGGCUGCGGGCACGCGCAUUACUGGUGUACCGUCCAUGAUCACUCUUUCCUUGUGCGAUGUCGGACUCGUUCGCCCACACUCGGCAUCCCCCACACUGGCCACAUCUUCCCACAAAAUUGUACAUACCUUGUCACGCAUGUUUAUUAAAUUGUCCUCGGGACUUGUGCUCACAGCAACCAAAUUUGGAUCACGGCAUUGGUCUAAAGGGAAAAAGCCUAGAUCGAAUCUUGUACCGACACGUUUCCUGCACACCCUGACUUUGUGCAUGACAUACCACAUAAGAAACUCUCAUUGAUUUUUUAUCCUUGCGUUCACUGUCUAGACUUUUGUUCUUCCUACUUGUGC
Molecule: messenger RNA, 2156 nt
Organism: Exophiala mesophila
Lineage: Eukaryota; Fungi; Ascomycota; Eurotiomycetes; Chaetothyriales; Herpotrichiellaceae
Exons: 1
Coding region: 162-1643 (493 amino acids)
Cellular component (GO): mitochondrion
Molecular function (GO): metal ion binding; alcohol dehydrogenase (NAD+) activity
Source: RefSeq, a predicted model, not a curated record